AGGUCGGGAAGACUCCGCUGUGUUCAGUCCCGGGUCUGCGGAUUCCCGCGGUCAUGUCGGCGUUGAGGCGUCUGGGGCCUUUCCUUCGCGAGGGGGGCCGGCGCUUCCUGGAGGGUCCGAGUGAGCGGACUACUGGUUGCGCCAUUGGAGGAGUCCGGCAUGCUGGAGGUGGUAUACACAUUAAACCCCGUUACCGGCAGUAUCCCCAACUGACAAAAUCUCAGGUGUUCCAAGCUGAGCUGUUAAGUGCUACAAUGUGGUUUUGGAUUCUCUGGCGUUUUUGGCAUGACUCGGAUGCUGUAUUGGGUCAUUUCCCAUAUCCAGAUCCUUCUCAAUGGACAGAUGAAGAAUUGGGUAUUCCCCCUGAUGAAGAGAACUAAAGCAGUGUCAUGACCACUACAAGUAGGUGCUACCAAGCACCUUGUUUCUCAGCAAUUACAACUAUCAUUUAAAUUUUUAAAAAAGGUUAAUGUUUCUUUUUCAAUCUCAUUGUCAUUCACAAUAAACAAUGCGCCUUCCUCCCAA
Messenger RNA from Antechinus flavipes (yellow-footed antechinus), 525 nucleotides. It is a transcript of the gene NDUFB2, whose product is annotated as NADH:ubiquinone oxidoreductase subunit B2. The transcript is spliced from 3 exons. The record is from RefSeq and is a predicted model, not a curated record. Gene Ontology annotation, cellular component: mitochondrial inner membrane. NCBI's taxonomy places the organism in Eukaryota, Metazoa, Chordata, Mammalia, Dasyuromorphia, Dasyuridae. The coding region runs from base 54 to 380 and encodes 108 amino acids.